AUGUCGACCAUUACCAUUUACCGGGGCUGGCUCGAACCAGGCCGCUAUGUCUGGUCCCCCUUUGUAACCAAGGUCGAAGCCCGCCUGCGCUUCGCCAACAUUACCUACAAAACAGCCGUAGGAACCCCCAAAACCGCGCCAAAGGGCAAAAUCCCCUACAUCGAAAUCACCGAUGGAAACGAGGCCGAAGCCAGCACAAGCAUCGGCGACUCAACCCUCAUCAUCAAACACCUCGUCGAGCGCAACAUCCUCCCAGACCUAAACGGGGAUUUGGCGCCUGAGCUGAAAGCAAAUGACCUGGCGAUUCGUGCACUCUUGGAAGAUAAGGCUUAUUUUUAUAAUACCCGCGAAAGAUGGACAGAAAACUACUACACAAUGCGCGACCACGUCCUAGGCGCAGUCCCAUAUCCCAUCCGGGUCGUCAUCGGCAUGCUCAUCCACCGCACCAUGGUCCAAACUCUACACGGCCAAGGCACAGGGCGUUAUUCCGCGGAUGAGGUCCAGGAGUUCCGCGUUGAGGCGUGGAAUGCUGUGAAUGACCUGCUUGUUGCGUCUAAGGUGAAGAAGACUCAACACCAAGAACAGCAGGGUGAUGCGGACCAACCGUUCUGGGUGCUUGGUGGUGAGGAGCCGACGGAGGCUGAUACGACGGUGUUUGGGUUUGUGAUUUCGGCUUUGAUAUGUACUGCUGGCCCGAAGGCGAGGGAGUUGGUGAUGGGGUUCCCUGUUAUGAGGGAGUAUGCAAGGAGGAUCCAUGAUGCGUACUUUCCGGAUUAUGAGCGGUGGGAUGAGUAG
Messenger RNA from Aspergillus puulaauensis, 795 nucleotides. Its product is annotated as glutathione S-transferase family protein. The record is from RefSeq and is a predicted model, not a curated record. Bases 1 to 795 code for a protein of 264 amino acids. The transcript has 3 exons. NCBI's taxonomy places the organism in Eukaryota, Fungi, Ascomycota, Eurotiomycetes, Eurotiales, Aspergillaceae.